AUGCUCAGCCGGCCCCAGGCCAGGGAGGUGGCCAGCAGGGACGACGCCGUCAUGUGGCUGUGGCGGGCGCACAAUGAGGUGAACGCGUGGCUGGCGAUCACAGAAGCCAAGUACGGCCACUCCACCUCAGGCGACCCCUCCGCCCCCAAGAUCCAGUGGCCCGGCCCCGCGGCCUGCCGCGCCUGCCGCGCCGCCGCCUCUGAAUCCGGCGGCGCGGCCGCCUGGGACGAGGCGGCCGUGCGCGAGUUCCUGCGCGCGUCGUACGGCGGCCCCGCGCCCGACGCGGGCGCGAGCUCCGGCGGCGGCGGGGCGCGGGAGGGGGGACGGCAGCAGCGGGGCGGCGGGUCGCCGGCGAAGACGGGGGCGUGGCUGGCGCUGGCGGCAGUCGGGGUGAUGGCGUUGUCAAUGGGCCACCGGCGCGGGAGGCGGCACGGUCCAAACAAGGUCUUGUGA
Molecule: messenger RNA, 453 nt
Organism: Monoraphidium neglectum
Lineage: Eukaryota; Viridiplantae; Chlorophyta; Chlorophyceae; Sphaeropleales; Selenastraceae
Exons: 2
Coding region: 1-453 (150 amino acids)
Biological process (GO): protein folding
Cellular component (GO): Golgi membrane
Molecular function (GO): protein disulfide isomerase activity; flavin-dependent sulfhydryl oxidase activity
Source: RefSeq, a predicted model, not a curated record